UACCCACACUCACUAAGGGCUCAGGUCACAAGAGAUGAAGGUCGCGGUGUUGUUCCUGUUCGGUGUGGCUCUUGCCUCCGCCAGUCCUGCCUUCAAGGACUUCAAGGGUAAGUUUGGCAGGAAGUACGUGGAUUUAGAGGAGGAGCGCUACCGCCUCAACGUCUUCUUGGAUAACCUUCAGUACAUCGAGGAGUUCAACAAGAAGUAUGAGAGGGGCGAGGUCACCUACAACCUGGCUAUCAACCAGUUCAGUGACAUGACCAAUGAUGAGUUCAACUCCAUGAUGAAGGGUUACAAGACGUCUCUUCGCCCUAAGCCCGUAGCAGUGUUCACCUCUACAGACGCAGCCCCUGAGACAACGGAGGUGGAUUGGCGCACCCAAGGUGCCGUAACCCCUGUCAAGGACCAGGGACAGUGUGGCUCCUGCUGGGCUUUCUCUACGACCGGCUCCCUGGAGGGCCAGCACUUCCUCAAGAACGGGGAGCUGGUGAGUCUCUCAGAACAGCAACUCGUCGACUGCGCUGGCGGCAUUUACUUUAACCAGGGAUGUAAUGGUGGCUGGGUGAACCAAGCUUUCAAAUACAUCAAGCACAAUGGUGGUGUUGACACAGAGGCUUCCUACCCUUACGAAGCUCGGGACAACACCUGCCGGUUCAACUCUAACUCAGUCGGAGCCACAUGCACUGGCUUUGUGAGCAUCGCCCAGGGCAGCGAGAGCGCUCUGAUGACAGCCACCAGGGACAUCGGUCCCAUCUCUGUUGCCAUUGAUGCCUCCCACAGGAGCUUCCAGUCCUACAGCAGCGGUGUCUACUAUGAGCCCUCUUGCUCAUCAUCCCAGCUUGACCACGCUGUGCUGGCAGUUGGCUACGGCUCGGAAGGCGGCCAAGACUUCUGGCUCGUCAAGAACUCUUGGAGCACCAGCUGGGGUGAGAAUGGGUACAUCAAUAUGGCUCGCAACAGGAACAACAACUGCGGUAUCGCCACCGAUGCUUCUUACCCGACCGUCUAGAUGUCAUGGCACUGCAGACCACUAUACCAGAGCGAAUGGUGGCGGCUGGAGCUGCUCCGUGACAUGAGACGCCUAACAUGAACAGUCUACAUCAACUCGUUACCCUUUGUUGGUGUUAAUAUGUUAAAAUAUAAUAAUUUUGUUUUGUUUUAAGAAUAAAGACAGUUCAGCAAGAAUUA
This is a messenger RNA of Homarus americanus (American lobster), 1188 nucleotides long. Its product is annotated as digestive cysteine proteinase 1-like. The transcript has 7 exons. Gene Ontology annotation, biological process: immune response. Gene Ontology annotation, cellular component: lysosome. Gene Ontology annotation, molecular function: cysteine-type endopeptidase activity. Bases 35 to 1009 code for a protein of 324 amino acids. NCBI's taxonomy places the organism in Eukaryota, Metazoa, Arthropoda, Malacostraca, Decapoda, Nephropidae. The record is from RefSeq and is a predicted model, not a curated record.